GUUUCUUAUUUCCAUAUUUAUUAUUUCUAGUAGCUUGUCGUAUCACAUUGUUUUAGGUACAUAUGUGUACUAACAAUAAUAAAUGACCUUCGCUGCUUACGUAAUAACAUUUUAUCAGAUAACUUUUCGGAUGUAUAGCUUUACGGAAUUUAGAUAAAAUGGAAAAAUAAACACCUGCAGUAGUCAAUAACAGCAAAAAUGUGUAGGAUUCGAUUACGGUUUCUUAGCAACUCAAUCCCAAGUUGAUACAAACAAAAACAGUUGUUUAUCGUUUUCCAGACAUAAAUGUCCAACAAUCUUAUAACAAUCAGAAUAUUAAAAAUAAUCUUGAUUGUGUUUACUCAAAUAUUCAAUUAUGGAUUGGAAGGAAACUGUGACGUCAGUGUCUGAUAAAGUAUUUCCAGGCCUUUCGCGUAAAAUCGAUAAUGGGGUUUAUGGUAACGAAGUUAUGUCAAAUUUACCGCUGCAGAUGUCGCUUUAUUUCAACGUGAUUUUUGCGCCAUUUUGGAUGGCUGUUCUUGUACUCUAUUUGAGGAAUACUUAUCUCUGUUUUAGCGAACUGUACAAAUUUAUUAUAAUAACUGUAAUUUCGACGGUUUUUCUUUUAGAAUUGUUGAGACUUUAUCUGGGGUAUAAGGGAAAUCUUGAGGAUAAAAUUCCUGAGUUGGCGGGAUUUUGGAUGUUGUCCUUACUGCUCCAGUUUCCUCUACAAGGUCUUCUGUUAUUCAAUCCAAACUUCAAAUUACAUGUUGUAGAAAUAAUAGUGCAAAGUAUCAUGUUUGUAAUGUUAUGUAUUCAGUUGAUAUCAAGCUAUUGUGCUUUGAAAUUUACAGCAGCCCAACAAGCAAUUUAUUUUCGCAUUAUGAAAUUAAGAUCAGAUGUGACAAUUGCAGAUGUACAAGAACGUUACAGAAUGAAUAAAAAAUAAAUCUUUAAGUAUA
Messenger RNA from Tribolium madens (black flour beetle), 941 nucleotides. Its product is annotated as transmembrane protein 17-like. Gene Ontology annotation, cellular component: ciliary transition zone. NCBI's taxonomy places the organism in Eukaryota, Metazoa, Arthropoda, Insecta, Coleoptera, Tenebrionidae. The record is from RefSeq and is a predicted model, not a curated record. Bases 356 to 928 code for a protein of 190 amino acids. Gene Ontology annotation, biological process: non-motile cilium assembly. The transcript has 5 exons.